Molecule: messenger RNA, 1251 nt
Organism: Triticum turgidum subsp. durum (durum wheat)
Lineage: Eukaryota; Viridiplantae; Streptophyta; Magnoliopsida; Poales; Poaceae
Source: the annotation of a GenBank genome assembly
AUGGGGGCGGGGAAGGAGGCUCCCGGCGCCGUCGAGAGCGCCGCCGAGCCGCCGCCGCCGGUCGUGCUCAAGAUGGUCUUGCAUUGCGCCGGCUGCGCCAAGAAGGUCCGCAACAGCAUCAAGAGCAUGCCCGGUGUGCAGUCGGUGGUGGCCGACGCGGCGGCGAACAGGGUCGUCGUGGCGGGGACGGCCGACGCGGCCGCGCUCAAGGCGCGGAUCGAGUCCCGGACCAAGAAGCCCGUCGAGAUCGUCUCCUCCGGCGCCGGCCCCGGCCCGGCCAAGCCCGCAGCAGCCCCCGCCGCGGCCGAGAAGAAGAGCCCCGACAAGGAGGGCGACAAGAAGGAUCCCGACAAGGGGGAUAAGGCCGGCGCCUCCAAGCCGCAGCUGCCCAAAGAGGAAGACGCGGCGAAGAAGCAACCGCCCACCCCCACCGAGGAGAAGAAGCCCACGGAGCUCCAGGAGACCACGGUGCUGCUCAAGAUCCGCCUCCACUGCGACGGCUGCGCCGACCGCAUCAGACGCCGGAUAUACAAAAUAAAAGGGGUCAAGCAUGUGGAGCUGGAGGGCAAUGCCAAGGACGAGGUCAAGGUCACGGGCACCAUGGACGUCCCCGCCAUGGUGGCGUACCUGACCGAGAAGCUCAACCGCGCCGUCGAGGCCGUCGCGCCCGGCAAGAAGGACAAGGGCGCCGGCGACGAGAAGAAGGACAACAAGGGCGCCGGCGACGCCGAGAAGAAGACAGACAAAGAGGCGGGCGGCGACCACGUCGUCAUGAGCCAGGACAAGGGGAAAGGCAUCGAGGUGGCGGGCCCGUCCAUGGCGUCCGCCGCGGCCUCCGUGGCGCCCGCGCCGGUCCAGGCGAGGACGCACCACGUCUCGCCGUACGGCCAGGGGCCGUACCCGCAGCCGCAGGGGCCCCCGCCCAGCUACUACAGCCCCUACGGCGGCAAUGCCGACGGCGCGGGGUACGCCGGCGCCGGCAGCGGCGGCUACUACCAACAACAGCAGCACCCCAGCGCCAACGGCUACUACCAGCAGCAGCACCCGGGCGGCGACGCCGGCGGCUACUACCAGCAACCAAGAGAGGCCGGCGGCUACUACCAGCAGCAGCACCCCAGCGGCGGCUACUACCAGCAGGAGCACCCCAACCACCAGGCGUACCAGCCGUACCCGCCGCCCUACCACUUCGACACGGCGCCGCCCUCGCAGAUGUUCAGCGACGAGAACCCCAACUCCUGCUCCGUCAUGUGA